Molecule: messenger RNA, 2514 nt
Organism: Eimeria tenella
Lineage: Eukaryota; Apicomplexa; Conoidasida; Eucoccidiorida; Eimeriidae
Product: P-type Ca(2+)-ATPase, putative
Exons: 12
Coding region: 1-2514 (837 amino acids)
Biological process (GO): calcium ion transmembrane transport; intracellular calcium ion homeostasis; manganese ion transport
Cellular component (GO): endoplasmic reticulum; plasma membrane
Molecular function (GO): P-type calcium transporter activity; ATP hydrolysis activity; ATP binding
Source: RefSeq, a predicted model, not a curated record
AUGAAAACCCUAGGCGGGGGGGGGCCUCCUGAGGGGAGCGCAGGCGGUGCUGCGCCCUCAGCAGCAGCCCCAGCAGCAGCAGCAGGCGGCGGUUCGGCAGCAGCAGCAGACCCUGCAGCAGCAGCAGCAGCUCCCGCAGCAGCAGAAGCAGCCCCCCCCGCAUCUCCUGCGGCCCCUCCCGCGGGCGCAGCAGCCCCGCCCCCCGCAUCCCCCGCGGCCCCAGCAGCAGCAGCAGCAGCAGCGCCGCACCCCUCCGCAGCAGCAGCAGCAGCAGCAGCAGGGGGGCACCCCACGCUCAGCAGCAGGGGCCCCGGGUCCCGCGGGCGCAGCCUGCUGGGGCCCCGGGUGUCUUUGGAAGUUAAAAAUGAAAAUGAAGAAAAAAAUGAAAACAAAUUAAGUCAUUUGGACCCUUCAGCUUAUCCAGAUAGUGUUGAGAUGGAAGUUCUGGAAAGACUCAGCAAAAGCCAGGUUAGCCUAAAGGAGCUGGUUGAGUCCGCUCGAGAUGCAGAUCCGGAAGCUUUUCAAAAAAUGGUGACAGCAACUGAAAAGGAGUUUCCCACUUCCGGCAAAAACAGAUUUGCCUCCGCCGACGUCCACGAACUGGCGCUGGAGUUUGGCUGCGAGGACGUGCGGAAGGGUUUGACAGCAGCAGCAGCAGCAGCAAACCGCGCGCGGUUUGGGGCGAAUUGUUUGGAGAGAAGCAGCAAAGACUCUAUUUUGAGAGUUUUCAUUUCGCAGUUUCUCUCUCCAGUUGUGCUGCUGCUGCUUGUUGCUGCUGUUGCUUCUCUUGUUAUGAAGGAGUGGGUCGAAGGCGCUGCCAUUCUUGUCAUCGUCACCCUCAACGCCUGCCUCGCCACCUACAUGGAGCAAAGCGCGAGUUCCGCGUUGGCGAAGCUGGCGAACUUGGCGGCCCCGAGCUGCUGCGUGCUGCGGGACGGCCAGGAGCAGCAAAUAGCAGCAGCAGAAGUUGUUCCUGGAGAUAUAGUUUUUUUGCAAACUGGCAACAGCGUUUGUGCAGACAUGCGCUGCUUGGAGCUCACGGAACUCAAAACCAACGAGGCCAUUCUCACCGGAGAGUCCGAAGAUGUCACCAAAACGGUCUCCGCAGUUGACCCCGACAGCCCCUUCGCCUCCAACUUGUGCUUCGCCAGCACCAUCGUCACCAACGGCAGCGGCCGCUGUCUCGUCUACGCCACGGGCAUGGAGACGCAAGUGGGGCGCAUAGCGCUGCAGCUGAAGAAAGCAGCAGCAGCUUCUCGUUUGACUCCGCUGCAGCGGGGCCUCAACAGGCUGGGGGGUUUAAUAGGCCUUUUGGCAAUUUGUGUUUUGGUGGUUAUUGUUUUGGUGGCGGUUUUGACGGGCUACAGAGACCCUGCCCACCCCGACUCCGACCCCGUCUUCACCAUUGUUUUGGUCGCCGUGGGCUUUGCGGUGUCUUCGAUUCCCGAGGGGCUGCCGAUGGUGGUGACCAUUUGUUUGUCUUUGGGGGCGAGAGAUAUGGUGAAGCGAAAGGCGAACGUGCGGAAGCUGCCAGCUGUCGAGACACUCGGCUGCUGCUCCGUCAUUUGUUCCGACAAAACAGGGACUUUGACGGAGGGGAAAAUGACAGCAACAAGACUAGUUGUCUUUUCGCGGAAGGAGACUGCUGCAGCAGCAGGAGCAGCAGCAGCAGCAGCAGCAGCAGGAAGCAAAGAGGAGGUUGAAAAGGAGACAAAAGAAGCGGCAAAAGGGUCAAAUGAAAUUAAAAAAGGAAAUAAAAAUGAAAUUAAAAAAGAAGAUAAAAACUCUUUUGUUUUUGCUGUUUACCCCACAAAAGGUUUUGACCCGCACGGCGGCUUCUUCGAGCUGCAAAAACUUUCCGAAGGAAAAAAGGCAACUAUUGCGGCGCUGCAUGCACAAGGGGCCUACAACUCAUUUGGGCGAGUGCUGAUGGACUACGGUGCUGCUGACGCUGCUGCUGCUGCAACAACAGCAGCAGCAGCAGCAGCAGCAGCGGGAGACGCUGCUGCUGCUGCUGCUGCGCGGGCAGACGCAGCUGCUGCAGCACAACUUCGAGCACUUCUUGCUGCUGCUUUUCUAAAUUCACAUUCCACAAAAUUGACAAGAGAUCCAAAGACAAAACAGUGGACCACUUCGGGCAACAUGAGCGAAGGGGCGUUGGUGGUUGCUGCUGCGAAGGCGGGUUUUGACGGGAGUUUGUUUGAAAUGUAUCCUCGAGAAGCAGCACUAGAAGUUCCAUUUAACUCUAGCAGAAAACUUUCUGCUUCUGUCCACAAGUUGCAAACCCCCAACUCCUUCUGCAGCCUCAGCUUCGCCCGCAGCAGCAGCAGCAGCAGCAGCAGCAGCAGCAGCAGCAAAUUCACGCACGUCGCCAUCGUCAAGGGCGCACCCGAUAAGGCAAGACCGGCCGGCGCCAAUCAAGGGGUUUGCUGCUGCUGGGACUUGUGGGGUCUUUGGACCCCCCAAGAGCUGGAGUGCAGCAAGCUGUGCUGCAGUGCGGAGCAGCAGGAAUAG